This is a messenger RNA of Dendrobium catenatum, 2404 nucleotides long. RefSeq lists its product as uncharacterized. Gene Ontology annotation, molecular function: chromatin binding. The transcript is spliced from 6 exons. The record is from RefSeq and is a predicted model, not a curated record. NCBI's taxonomy places the organism in Eukaryota, Viridiplantae, Streptophyta, Magnoliopsida, Asparagales, Orchidaceae. The coding region runs from base 133 to 2025 and encodes 630 amino acids.
GCGUACUGCUAAGAAAAGCAGAUUGCAAAAAUGUAUGAACACUGUUUACCUUUCCCCUUUUACCCCAUUGGUAAGCCUGAGAAUGGAGCUCUCCGCUGUCGCAAAGGAGCUCAGCUUUAGAUCGGGUUAACAAUGACUGCGACCAAGCUGGAUUCCAUGGAGCUUGAGGCGAUGCGCAAGGAAGAUAGCUCAUGGCAUCCUUGCCGCAUCUCCCUAAGCUCUGGUGACCCCAAUACUGGUAUUGUAGUGGAUUUCGGAACAGAUGAUGAGGAGGAUGUAAUAUGCAACACAGAAGAUGCUUUAUCACGUUUGCGCUUUCGUUCAACUCCUCUACAAGGCGAUGAAUGUACCAAUAUCAAAGAAGGGGAACGUGUUCUUGCCUUGCAGAAAACUAAAUCUAAAAGCUUGUUCGUUGAUGCUACUAUAGAGGAGCCAAAGAGAGUGAAACACUCAAAGCGGGUGCACUGCAGAUGUACAUUUCAAAUAAAAUGGCUUAAUUCUGAGUUGAAAGGGGAAACUGUGACUGUUCCAUCCAAGUCAAUUCUAAAAUUGUCAGAUAGAAGCAUUGAUGAACAUCAAGUCUUUUCCAGAUUCCUGAAUGUUUUGAAAUCUGAAAAUGGGGGUGAAACUCCUUCAGUCAUUUCUUUUUCUGAAGAAAGUUCCUGUGAAGCGGAAUUUAUUGGAAUAUUAGAAAAACAAGUGGAAGAGAUCAGCAAGUUGGUUGAUGGAACAAAAGCAUCUUUUUCGGAUCUUUUUGAGGAGGUGAAAAGUGGUACAGCUAAUGUUGUCAAACAGAAAUCCAAAAUCAGACAAGUUGCUUCCCAAAGAACCACUAGAAGUCAGAACAAAAAUCUACUUGAAACAGAAGUAAAAAAAGAAACUGAAGUUAAGCCAGUUCUCACUCCUCUUGCAGCCAGAGCAGCUUUGGCAUCAUUGGUGCAUCAUGAACUGCCAGAGAAAUCAUUAGGCUUCUCAGGGGAACAAGACUUUCUCAAGCAUAAGGAUUCACAGCAGAGUGAUGCUACUGGGACUACUGAACAUUCCACUAUAGAAGCUACAUCCAAUUCUGUUAAAUCAACUUUCUAUGUUCAGAAUGAAGUAUUAAGAGAUCCAAAUCCCUCCAAAAGGACAAACAAAAACAGUAAUAUAGAGGUCAAGAAUGCAUUCAUAGCAUCUCCAAACCGACUGCGAACUGAGGGGAAGCGUAAGUCCCAUGAUUCCUCAGAUAUGUCUGCUACUCUGGAGAAGGAAACGAAACCUUCUAGAGAGUUUUAUGGUGGCAUAGAAGACGAACCUAUAAUCCUGCAACACUCAACAAAUUCACUAAAUGGCGAGAAGACAAAAUGCUCCACCAACGCAAGGAGGCUAACCCGCUCAAUGCAGAAGGAAUUUGAGGUUUCAUCUCUUCAUAUGAAACAAGGAUCACCUAUUGAAAUGCCAAGAAAUACCCAGAAGCCAACAAGGUCAGCACAUUCUGCUACUCCCGAAGAAAUUUCAGUUCCAAAUGAUGUUGACAAGGCACCAAUUUCAAAAUCUCCUACUUUGGAGCCCCAAAAUAUACUUCCUGCUAAUGAUGAUGUGGAGGGAGAAAAUUUAACAAAAAAAUUCUCUGGUGCAAUAAAUAGGGCAGGGUGCACAAAAUCUACAAAACAGAGAAAGAAGAGCAAUUAUAACCAUGAUAUGACACCAGAAAACAAUGCACCAACUGCAUAUACAGGACAUAAGGCUGAAGAAAUUGUCACGCCUGAAAAUAAUGAAAUAAAGAAGAAGAGAUUCAUUUCCAAUCACAUGGAUUCAACAUCUGAAACAGAUUCAACAGCUGACAGAAAUGAACCAUUAACCAAGAGGAGGACAAGAUCAUCAUGUGAAGAUGAACUGGCAGGUACUACUAUGAAAGAGGGGGAAAGUAUCCCAGCAAUGAAAAAGUCUCGUGUUUCUUCGCAGAAGGAUUCUACAAACUUUCCAUUACGAUCUUCACCAAGGCUUGCUUGUCCUCCCAGGGCUCGCUCGCAGGCCAGGAGCUGACUGCAUUACCAAGCACAAAGAUGUUGGAGGCCUAUUCUGCUUAAGGCGGACUUUAUUAAGUACGUAUAUAACGUCUAUUUUAAUGUAGUUUAUUGCUGAGCCAAUCAGUGAUCUAUCAAAUAUUCCUAAGAUUUUUGGUUUUUCCAUCCUGGUUAUUACUUGAGAGACGAGAAUCAACAUUCCUACUAUUGUGUUUUCUGAAUGCAGUUUAGUUAUGUUGUCCUAUCAGGAUUGGUCCAUUCAUAUUUUGAAGGAUAGAUGAGCUAGCAUUGCCAACUUGCCUAUUCAAUUUGUUACAGUGAAGAGUGAAUUUUACUAGGUGGCAUCAUUGUAGGAUUUUUUUUAUUGGAGCAUGGAAGUAUAGCUUGCAAUAGAGCAA